Coregonus clupeaformis (lake whitefish) is the source of this 906-nucleotide messenger RNA. Its product is annotated as hatching enzyme 1.2-like. Gene Ontology annotation, molecular function: metalloendopeptidase activity; zinc ion binding. The transcript is spliced from 8 exons. Lineage: Eukaryota; Metazoa; Chordata; Actinopteri; Salmoniformes; Salmonidae. The coding region runs from base 52 to 906 and encodes 284 amino acids. The record is from RefSeq and is a predicted model, not a curated record. Gene Ontology annotation, biological process: proteolysis.
GCUGCUGUAUAUAAGGCUGAUGCCAGCAGUACUCAACAUUUCCUGAUUCCCAUGAUGGACCUGACUGUGACGACCCUGCUGUCCAUGGUGGUUUCCAGCUGUACUACCUGUGCCUGGGCCAUACCUGCUCAGAGUUCUUCAACGAGCUCCAAAAGAGUCCCCAGGAGUUAUUCAGAUGAUCACAUUGUACACAGUGAGAUGACAGCAAUGGAUCAAAUCAUGGAGGCCAAUGAGUUCCAAGCUGCCCAGGUUCCAGACGGCACUAGUUUCAGGGAAGGAGAUAUCGCUGUGACCACCGGGAGGCGCUCUAAGGCCUGUUUCGCACGCAGCUGUCUGUGGUCCAAGUCAGUGGACGGACACGUCUACAUCGCAUACAGGCUCUCCUUGGACUACAGUGAUUUGGAUGAGAGGAUAAUCAAGUCUGGUAUGGAGAAGGUGGAGAGAGGAACCUGUGUACGUUUUGUUCCAUGGACGCAUCAGCGGGACUUCCUGGAUAUCCAGCCUAAGUCAGGGUGCUGGUCGUACCUAGGGCAGCGUGGUGGCAGACAGACUGUAUCUCUACAGUCUCCUGACUGUAUGUGGUCUGGGGUGGCCUCCCAUGAACUCAUGCAUGCCCUGGGCUUUGUGCACGAACAUUCCCGCGCCGACCGGGACAACUAUGUCACUGUCCUGUGGGAGAACAUCUGGAAGGAUCGCGUACGGAACUUUGAGAAGUUCAAAACCAACAAUCUGGACACUCCCUAUGACUACGGCUCCAUCAUGCACUUUGGAAUGUAUGCCUAUUCAGAAGAUGGAGAUCCGACUAUCAUCGCUAAGAGGAACCACCGGAACAUUCUGGGGCAGAGGACCGGUCUCAGUGAACUGGACAAGAUGAAGAUUAACAAACUCUACAACUGUGGUUGGUAG